This is a messenger RNA of Humulus lupulus (European hop), 1131 nucleotides long. RefSeq lists its product as uncharacterized. The transcript has 2 exons. The coding region runs from base 1 to 1131 and encodes 376 amino acids. NCBI's taxonomy places the organism in Eukaryota, Viridiplantae, Streptophyta, Magnoliopsida, Rosales, Cannabaceae. The record is from RefSeq and is a predicted model, not a curated record.
AUGGGAAUGUACUAUCAACAUUGUUAUGUUCCUCAGAUGAAUAUAUAUGACCCUUAUUCUAACAAUUACAAUUCACAAUGGGAGGAAUAUUCUAAUACUUUCUAUGGUGGAAAUCAAUAUGUUGAGCCGAAGUACUACUCUCAAUCAGAAUAUAAUGAGUUCGCGCCACAAUAUUCAGAUCCAUCAAUUGGAGAUCUCAUCAAUGCAAUGAAUGCCAACAAUCUCCAAGUUCAACAGAUGGCAGAGCAGGCUUAUGGGCUUUUUCCUCAACAACCUCCUACAAGAAUGUCACAAGAUCAGGAACCAUCCAUUUCAGAUAUGCUAAAAGCCUUUGUGGCUUCAACUAUACAGACCCAAGUUAUUCUUCUGAGUACAGAAGCGUCCCUCAAGAAUUUGGACAGUACUAUGGGACAAAUUUCUUUAUCAUUGAAUAAUAUUGAGGUUGAGAAUAUUGGAGAAUUACCCACAGAAUUAGAGAGUAAUCCAAUAGAGAAUGAUGGUACCUUAACUCUUCAAAGUGGUCCGCAACUUGACACGCCACCUUAUCCAGACAUAACAUUUGAUCUAAUUCCAACUCAAGAAGUCAACAAUUCAACCCCAGAAGCAUCUCCUCCACUAUUGACAAAAUUUAAGAAUGAGGAGGAAAAUAAGGUGAUCCUUAAAAUCAAUAUUUCGCUCCUUAAAACCAUUAAGCAAGUACCACCAUAUGCUAAGCUUCCUAAGGAGUUGUCCACAAAUAAAAGGAAACUGAAGGGUGAUAAAAAGAUAAGUGUGGGGGUGGAUAUCUCUGUUGUUCUUCAAAGGAAGUUGCCACCCAAAUGUCAAGACCUUGGGAUGUUUAUAAAUCCAUACACUAUCAGUAAAAGCAUAUUUGAUCAUUGUAUGAUAGAUUUAGGAGCAUCUAUUAAUGUUAUAUCUUAUUCUAUUUUAGCUUCUUUAAAUUUAGGAUUAUUAAAAGAAACUAGUGUUAUUAUUCAAGUGGCUGAUCGCACUAAUGUUUAUCCCCUAAUGGUAGUUGAUGAUGUUUUGGUGCAGGUUCAAUUUGGUAGGCCAUUCCUACUAAUUACAAGUACAAAAAUUGAUGUCAAAGUAUGGGUACUUACAAUAGAUUUUGAUGGUGAAGUUAUAUAA